GAAGCUCCUGACUCCAUAUCAAAGGGAUUUCUGUUUCCUUCACCUUCUGCUCUUCCUUUGUGCCACUGCUUCACUACCAGUACAAGCUCGCUUCACUUUUCAAAAGCUACCAUGAACCUAUGUGGCGGUCCUCGAUGCCUUGGUGGACGAAGGAGCUUCUCUUCCUUUUCUGUCACUGGCGGCUUGGAUGGAGGUCGAGGCAGCUGUGCUCCUGUGUGCCAGCCCAUUGCAAGGCCAUGCAGAGCUGGUGGCUAUUCCAGCAUGAGCCUUAAUAACUGUGGUGGUGGAAGUCGAAGAAUUGCUUACAGUCAAGGCUAUGCAGGACAAAUCUAUGGUGGCACUGGUGGUCAAGGUGUAGGUGGUCAAGGCAUAGGUAUGGGUGGUCAUUACAUAGGUAUGGGUGGUCAAGGCAUAGGUAUGGGUGGUCAAGGCAUAGGUAUGGGUGGUCAAUGCAUAGGUAUGGGUGGUCAAGGCAUAGGUAUGGAUGGUCAAUGCAUAGGUAUGGGUGGUCAAGGCAUAGGUAUGGGUGGUCAAGGCGUAGGUAUGAGCAGUCAAGGUGUAGGUAUGGGUGGUCAAGGCAUAUAUAUGGGUGGUCAAGGCAUAGGGGUGGGUGGUCAAGGCAUAGGGGUGGGUGGUCAAGGCAUAGGUAUGGGUAGUCAAGGCAUGGCCUAUGGUGGCUUAGGAGGGGGUUUUGGUGGCCCUGAGUGUCAGGGUGGAUUCGGAGGUUAUGGGCGGGUGGGAGGUUUGGGUGGUGGGGUACCAUGCCGAAGUGAAGGGAUCCGAGGGGUCUCUAUUGAUGAGCGUCUCUUGAAGCCACUUUCCGUUGGAGUUGAUCCAGAGGAACAUAAAGCACGUGCUCAUGAGAAAGAAGAGAUGAAGACCUUGAACAACCAGUUUGCUUGCUUCAUUGAUAAGGUCCGAUCCUUGGAGCAGCAGAACAAGAUGCUUGCCACCAAAUGGGAGCUCCUGAACCAAUGUGUCCCACCUACAAGGAAGAACCUUGAAGGCUACUAUGAGAAUUUCCUCGCCUCACUUAAGAAGCAGCUGGAAUGUCUCCUGAGUGAGAGAGAGAAACUGGAACAUGAACAGAAGAACAUGCAGGAACUGGUUGAAGAAUACAGGUCUAAAUAUGAAGAGGAAGUCAACAGGCGCACAUCAGCAGAAAAUGAAUUUGUGGUGCUCAAAAAGGAUGUUGAUUCUGUUUACCUCACCAAGGAAGAGCUGGAGUCUAGAGUAGAUGUGCUGGCGCAGGAGUUGGAAGUCCUGAGAUGUGUCUUUGCAGAGGAGUUGGCUCAGUUCAACCACCAGAUCUGUGACACUUCAGUGGUUCUGAAAAUGGACAACACGCGAGACCUGGACAUGGGCCUUAUCCUUAAGAACGUAGAAGCCUGGUAUCAGAAUAUCGCUCAUACCAGCAAACAAGAAGCUGAAGCCUUUUACCACAACAAGAUUGCAGAGAUUCAGAAUAAUCGAGGCAAAUUCAAUGAAGAACUUAAAUGCAACCAGCAUGAAAUUGCAGAGCUCAACAGAGUGGUCCAAAGGCUGCACUCUGAUUCUGAAAACGCAAAGAAGCAGGUUGCCAAUCUGCAGUCAGCUAUCUGUGACGCUGAGCAGCGUGGUGACAUUGCCCUAAAAGAUGCCCGGAGCAAGCAUGGUGACCUGCAGACUGCCUACCAGCAGGCCAAAGAUAAACUGGCUUGCCUGCUCCGUGAUUACCAGGAGCUGCUAAACACCAAGCUGGCACUGGAUAUUGAAAUUGCUACUUAUAGAGCACUGCUGGAAGGAGAGGAGAGCAGGAUAUGCACUGGGAACCCUGUCAGUGUUGCUAUGGUCAGUGGCGGCUACCCAGUUGGCGAAUGUGCUCCUGGGAUGGGAUCCGGAAUGGCCUAUGGUGCUGCUGUAGGAAGAGGCGUAGAACAUGGCGUAGGCGCAUAUGGUGGUGUGGGGGGCGGAUUUAGCUCCGGAAGUGCCGGGUGCAUCCACACAAUGGGAGCCCGAACAGCAGCUAGCUCAGUAGGCAGUAGCUCAGCAGGUAGAGGGGCAGGCGUUGGUUAUGGGAUUGGACACAGCUCUGGAGUAGUAGGAACUGGAGGAGGGUAUAGUUCCAAAAGUGGGGGCUACACUUCGGGCGUUACCACCACUAAGCACGUGGUGACCUCUGGGGGUGGAAGGCAUAGCUCAGGCAUUUCUGCAGAUGGAAGUUGCGGCAACGGGCACCACGGUGGGAUCCAUCAUGCCGUAGGAGGAGCCGGCAGCAUCAUGAGCUCCUCUGGGAGUGGGGGCUACAGCACCGGAGCCUGCGGCAUUGGAGGUUCUGGGGUUGGAUUGCACAGCUCAAGUGCUGGAGGGGUUUUUGCUUCUGGAUCUGCUGGAGGCACGUCAGGAGGUAUAUAUGGUGGUUCCCGAGGUGACACCAGCAGUGGUAUGAGAAGCUUCCGUGUUACAUCCAUCAGUUCUUCAGUCAGAAAAUGUACCCAUUGAAAGCCCAGAUAUUGUGAAGGAAUGAACCCCACCUGUAGACAGCUGCAUGGAUCAUGACCAGUGCCAGCCAUGCUCUAAAGUAACAGCUACACCAAAUGUACAUUUUAUAGCAGAGAAGUUGCUGCCCACAAGAAUGGUUUGCUGUAGCUUGAGUUCAAUGGCUCAGUGGCUGUCUUUGGGAACUAUUUUGGCUAUCCAAGCAAUCUCCCCCCAGGUUUGCUCCUUUCCUCUGUUUUACCCCUGGGUUUUCUUGUACAGGCUAAAUUAGGACCCACCGCAUUGGAAUUCAGAUUUUUUUUCCUCCUUCUUCUAGCAAAGCAUUUCAGAAAGGGAAGCAAUGCAUUCACUGUCCAAUAUGAGAUUGCAAAAUAACAUUUCUCUUUCUCUUUGCACCGGGAAUGAUACUUGCACAUAUAUGUAUAUUUUAAUAGUAUGUUGGUUUUUGUUGACCUCCCCUUUGCACAAUGCUCAUGUCACACUAGAACACUAUCUUUGAUCUAAAUUACAGUACUGUUACAACUAGACCUGCUACAGAUGGGUGUGUGUGUAAAUUUGCAUAUGUAAUCUCAAAUUGCUCAAAAGAUCCACAUCUUCAGGAGUUUGGGGGGAAUGUAUGAUGUAUUUAACUGGCCUGUGUUACAUAGCAUCAGUAUUCAAAUUUUGGUGAUGAGAACUGAAUUUCAGCACACAUGUACCCCAAACAAAUUAGGUGAUGAAAUUCAAAUAAUACAUUAGGAAAUCUUCAGAAUUUUUCUGGGAAAUUCUGUUUCAACUCUGGUUGCAAUAAAAAUAGUAAUAAUUAAGCACUUGUUUAUGUUUUACCCACAGUUCAAUGCAUGCAUUACUAUUCUGUUUAAAGUCUGGUUCAAAAUGCCUUGUGCUUCUGUAUCUACACAGUUGUAACAUCACUGCCUACACUUUGCUUCUCAUCAAGAACUCCCAAUCCUCUUCUGUAUUUCCAAUAAACUGCAUGCAUGCACUUGGCUUCUGUCUCACAUAUGUUUUCCCCACUUUUCUCUCUAUGAUGUUGCAUCAAAAUGUAACUAAACAUCUGUGUUGUUGACAUAGGGCCCCUCUGGACGGCUGUUGCAUUGCAGGUGUAUUCUACAACAUGUUCUUUACACAAUAAUAGUGCAUUGGUGAUGGUCUUAUUCUGCUUUAGUUUGUUUUGUGAGGAUUCCCCAGUGCUAUCACAUUAUUGCUCUAUAGCACAACAAAAGCAGAGCAAAAAUAAAUCACAACGUUUGUGGUAUAAAUAGUUGUGGGGUUUCAGCAGGAAGUUACGGGAUAUGCACUGAUGAAGCAGUGGAGAAAUGACGCAGUGUGAUCACCCCAAAACAUAUCCCAGGCUAUGGUGUGAAGGCACAUCAGGCCACCACCUUGUUGAAGCUAAGCAGGUCUGGGUCUGAUUAGUGCCUGGAUGGGAGACCGCCUGGGAACCACAUGUAUGCUUCCUUGGGUUCCAUGGUGAAAGAAAGGCGGAGUAUAAAUGUAACAAAUAAAUAAAUAAUAAAUAAACUUUUGCAGGUGUAGAAUACUGAAAGUAGGAUUAUGUAUGACCACCCUGAUAACAUCAUGAACACAAAUCAUCACUAAUGUGCAAU
Rhineura floridana is the source of this 4085-nucleotide messenger RNA. Its product is annotated as keratin, type II cytoskeletal cochleal-like. The coding region runs from base 112 to 2481 and encodes 789 amino acids. The transcript is spliced from 9 exons. The record is from RefSeq and is a predicted model, not a curated record. Gene Ontology annotation, molecular function: structural constituent of skin epidermis. NCBI's taxonomy places the organism in Eukaryota, Metazoa, Chordata, Lepidosauria, Squamata, Rhineuridae. Gene Ontology annotation, cellular component: keratin filament. Gene Ontology annotation, biological process: intermediate filament organization; keratinization.